AAAGUGGACUGACUAAAACACUGUGGAUUGUCUUCCGUGUGUGUGCUAGUUACUUGUAUCCUAUCUUGGUAAAUUGCAUUUUACCGCGUCUUUAGAAUUAGUUUGAGUUUUUCGGCAGAAAAUAUGGAUUCUCCGGAGGACUCAACAGGAUCAAAAGAGGAACAUGAUAUUCUUCAGAACAUUACAAAUCAGUUCACGAAGUCCAUGUCUAUUGCCACAGUGGAUCUGGAGACGUAUACCAGGAAAGCAAAAGAAGCUUUUAAGGAGGGAAAUCCUGCAAAAUCUCUGGAAAUUUUGAAGGAAGCCUACAAACAUUUCCCAGAUGAGAAGAUUAAGGGACGAAUCAAGAAGCUGCAGGAGUUCAUCAGUCAGAUGGAUGCACAGUCUUCAGAUGAUGAGGACGACGAGUUCAUUGACGUCAACAAAAGUGGCUUCAUGCUGAACAAAAGGAUUUAUGAUAAUCUGUAUGAUCAUCAGAAAGAAGGAGUGGCAUUCCUUUAUGGAUUGCAUCGGGAUGGCGAGAAGGGUGGGGUUCUGGCAGACGACAUGGGUUUGGGCAAAACUAUCCAGGUGAUCUCCUUCCUGUGUGGCAUGUAUGACUCCGAGCUGAUGCAGAACUGCCUGCUGGUGAUGCCCACUACACUCAUCACAAACUGGGUGAGAGAAUUCCAGAAGUGGGUUCCGGGGAUGAGGGUGAGAGACUUCCAUGGAACAAGCAAAGUCAUCCGCGCCAAAAACCUGAGGAAGAUACAAGUCAAAGGAGGUGUUCUCAUCACAUCCUAUCAGAUGGUGCUCAACAACUGGGAGCUCUUGAGCGCCAUUGACGGGAAGGAGUUCUUUUGGGACUAUGUCAUUCUAGAUGAGGCACACAAGAUCAAAACCUCAUCAACAAAAACGGCCAAAAGCAUGAAUGCUGUUUUAGCCAAGCAUCGCGUGCUCCUAACUGGAACACCUGUACAGAACAACCUGCGAGAGUUGUGGUCACUGUUUGACUUCGCUUGCCAAGGGUCACUCCUGGGAACUUACAAAACCUUCAAGACAGAAUAUGAAAAUCCCAUUACUAGGGCACGCGAGAAAGAUGCUACCCCUGGCGAAAAGGUGCUUGGUCUGAAGAUGUCUGGGAACCUCAUGAACAUCAUUGGCCCUUACUUUAUGCGGAGAACCAAGGCAGAUGUGCUAAAGAAUGGCAAAGAUGAUCAAAAAUCUUCAGAGGUAGAGGAAGACCAGCUCUCACCAACUGGCGAAGGAGGCUUAGAGGUGCCUCCACUCCCCCAGAAAAAUGACCUGAUAGUGUGGACGUACCUAAGUCCAGUUCAAGAGGAAAUUUACAGGAUGUUCAUCUCUCUGGAUCACAUAAAGGAGGUGCUGAUGACCACACGCAGCCCCCUGGCUGAGCUGAACAUAAUCAAGAAACUCUGUGACCAUCCAAGGCUUCUCUCAAACAAAGCUGCAAGUGAACUCGGUCUGUUUACCGGACAAGACCCCGCCUUGCCUGGAAUCGAGAACGAGAGCAUGGCCAACAAUAUUGAUAACAUCUCGGAUGAGACCCUGAUCUCUGAGUCGGGCAAGCUGGAGUUCCUCAUUGAGCUACUAGAGCACCAUAGGGAAGAAGGGAACCGCACAUUAGUGUUCUCCCGGUCACUUAAGAUGCUGAACAUCAUACAGCGCAUUUUGAAAAACAGAGGAUUCAAGAUGGUGAGAAUAGAUGGCACGGUGACCGACCUCUCCGAGAGAGAGCGGCGCAUUGGACACUUCCAGAGUGACCCAAGCUACACCGUCUUCCUCUUGACCACACAAGUGGGUGGCGUUGGACUCACACUAACUAGCGCCAACCGUGUGGUGAUCUUUGACCCCAGCUGGAACCCUGCCACUGAUGCCCAGGCUGUGGACCGUGCCUACAGGAUUGGACAAACGAAAAAUGUCAUUGUGUACCGACUCAUCACCUGUGGCACUGUGGAAGAGAAGAUCUACCGCAGACAGGUCUUCAAGGACUCCUUAAUUCGACAGACUACAGGAGACAACAAGAAUCCCUUCCGUUACUUCAGCAAGCAGGACCUGAAAGAACUCUUCACUCUUCAGGAUACUCGGUCCUCCACCACUCAGCUGCAGUUACAGGAUCUUCACACGAAGCAGCAGAGCUCAGACCCCGACCUGAUGGAGCAUAUUGCCUACCUGUACUCCAAAAAAAUGUUUGGAAUCUCACACCACGAUCUCCUGUUCUGCGUUCAGCCGACUGAAGAUGAUGUGGAGAAUGACGAGGAAAGCAAGUACAUUGAGAAGCGAGUGCUGAACGCAGAAAAUUUGAUGAAGGUCGAGUCUCAGAUUCAAAGGGAGUUGAAGGACUUUGAGUACGAAAACACUGAGCCAAGGUCACUGCAGCAGCCCGUCAGGAGAGGCCGUCAGGAAUCUGUCAAACACAGACAUGAGGACCUGGAGCAGUCCCCAGAAGCAGAACCUGCCAUUGUUUUGGAUGAAUCUACAUCCCCUAACACCUCGGUUACAAAUGAAGUUGUGUUUGACCUGGAUUCCUCAAGAACAGAGGAGAUUGAGUCACUCCAGAGAAACAGAAUGGAUGAUGCCAAUGGUGUUAUUUGUGUGGAUGAUGAGGCAAAUGUGUCUGCUGGACAAAUAGAAGACCCUGUGGUUAUUAUGGAGGAAGACAACUUUCCUGAGCGGAAAAUAGACUCUUUUACUAAUGGCAUUGAGAAAGAUGGAGACUAUGGGGCUGAGGGAAGAAAGUCUUUAGUAAUAAACGGGUCCUUUGAAGGAAAUUCCAGCUUGGCUAAUGGUUGUGCCAUCACGUCUGUGAAUGACGAAGCAGAUAUGUCUACUGAUUUCAACCUGAUUGUUGAGGAUGAAGAGGACGAAGAGGAAGUCAGCUUUGCAGAGAGCAAAAGAGCCUCUCUUGCAUACAGCGGUGAGCAAGAAGGAGACUAUGAGGGCAAAAAUGUUUUUCCUAAGACAAACAACCACUCAUUUCAGGGACAUUCCAGCUUGGCUAGUGGUGAUGCCGUCUCCACUGUUGAUGAUGAUGAGGCAGACAUGUCUACUGAAUACAUGGAUGACCAGCCGGUAGAUGGAGAUGAGGACUGUGUUAUUACCAAGAAGAAAAGAAAAACCUUCACUAUUCACUCCAGUGAGGAUGAGGGAGAUGAGAGGUCUUUCAGAGCAGACGGAACCGGAAAUGUCUCCCUGCCGGGAAAUUCCAGGUUGUCAGACAUGAACGAUGGAUCAGGAGACAUGGAAGACAAGCAGUUGAGUGAGGAGGAAGAUGACGUCUUUACAAAGAAGAAGAGGGGCUUCAUCAUCUGCAGCAGUGACGAGGAGGGAGAUGACGGUGAAGGGGAAAAGUCUAUAACAGACAGUGUCUCCUCGCAGGGAAAUUCCAGGGCGGACGAGACAAAUAACGCACCAGACAUGUCAUAUGUCGAGGACAAACUGGAAGGUGAAGAGGAAAAUGACGGCUCUGGUGAGAACAAGAGUGCCUUUUUGACUUACAGCAGUGAAGAAGAUGAUGAUGAUAAAGGUGAGGAGAAGCACUCUUCAAGAACAGCCAGUAAUACCUCCUCCCAGGGAAGUUCCAGGGUUGUUGACACUAAUGAUAUCACCUCUGGAGAUGACAAUACAAACAUGUCUGCUGGGGACAUUGAGGACCAGCUGAUAAGUGACGAGGAAGACAGUGUCAUCAUUACUAAGAAGAAAAGGGCCAUUGUCUCAUACAGCAGUGAGGAAGAGGAAGAGUGUGGUGAUGAUGGUGGUGGGAGAGAGAACUCUCAUUUCUCCAGUAGCUUGCUGUCCGUGUCUUCUGUGGCGAAUUGCUCUUACUCAUCGGUUGCAUCGAGGCGCUCACUUGUAAAUAAUUUGAUGGAAAAAUUUGAGGACAUUUUAAUGGAUGAGGAUGAGUCGAGUGAAGAGAUGUCUGGGAGUGACCAAGAGAAUGAUCUCUGUCCUAGCUCGAUCAGUGUGAUUGAAUGAUCAUUAGGGCAGAUCAAAUAUAUCCCCAUCAUCCAAAACAUCUUUAUAUCCAAUAUGUAUGUGUGCUGUUUUUGUCUUAAGUUUUGUAAGAUUUUAUUAUUAAAUAAAUGAGUAAUGACCAAUUGUAAUGACAUUUCUUAUCCAAGGUUAUAUGCAGUACACAUGGGCUGGAACAGAUGAGUGACAUUUCCAGGUGGCUUCAGAUAUACAAUUUCAACAAUUAGGUUCAUGGGUGAAUUGUUCAUUGUUGAAGGGCUAAGUGUUAGUGACACAUACUGAACUGUAAGGGAACAACAAAGUCAACAGAUGUGGAGUGAUUUUUAACUCUGCUGCUUCUUGAUCAUCUCACAUUUUACAUUGAUUAGUUGUAAUGAUGCAUAAGUGAUUCAUAUUUUAACCAGUAUGCUAGAUAUUAAACCAAUUUGUUACUUCCCCUGCUGUUCCUUAUGAACAUCUCAACCCACGCAGCACUGACCCGUUUUUCUUUCACUGUAUUUGCAGCCAAAUUACAAUCAGAAUUCUGAUCAAUGACAAAUCUUCCAGAGUAAUAAAGCAACCACUUGAAAGUUGUUCUACAAAAAAAUCCCUUACAUAUUGUCAGUGUACUUUCCAUGGAGAUUCCUUCUUUAAAAAAAAUGACUUUAUUCCUUUAAUACAUGCCUAUAUAGCAUCUGCAUUUGUCAGUACUUGGUGACUUCAUGUACUGCUAGCCAGUCAAAACAAUCCAUGAAUUGUAAAAGGCUACAUUCUUGAUGUGAGCAAAUGGCACGAGGAGUCUGAGGCUCAUUGAAACUCAUACAGGUUUAUUCUGGACAGGAAGAUGCAGAGGAUGGUUGAUCUUCCUCUGCACAAACACUGCCUAUUCAAAAAGCACCCGUAUCUGGCUCUAAAGUUAAUUAACCGGUUCAACACACUGAUUUCACACAGAUUUGUUUUCAUGUUUACCGUCCUUCCUUGAAGAGAUGGCGAGCAGUAG
Molecule: messenger RNA, 4951 nt
Organism: Clupea harengus (Atlantic herring)
Lineage: Eukaryota; Metazoa; Chordata; Actinopteri; Clupeiformes; Clupeidae
Gene: ercc6l
Product: ERCC excision repair 6 like DNA helicase
Molecular function (GO): DNA translocase activity; ATP binding
Source: RefSeq, a predicted model, not a curated record